AUGGCGUGCGAACCUCCCCCAAAACGAUCGAAGAAAGAGGUCACUGAACAUGGCGGCGACAUAUUGGAAUCGUACAUGGCGAAACGUAAAGAAGUUUGCAAAUCGGUGACGGAUUUUAAGUUCAAUAAGAAAAGAGUCCGUCUCAUUUCAUCUGAUGCUGAUAUCCCAGAGAAUUGCAAGGGAAUCGCUUACUGGAUGUGGAGGGAACAACGAGUUCAAGGUUGGUUAAAGCAUGCAUGUUGUAGUCUGUGUAAUUUAAGCUUAUAGAUGGUUUUCAAAUUGCGAGGUUUUACGAAUUCUUAUUUUCACUAGGUUGAAGACAAGCAAAAAAUAAAUCUUUGUACAAGUUUUCAUUCCAGUAGCAUGUUUCAUUUCGAAAAUACAGCAAUUUGAACUUCCGAGUUUUCACAGUGCGUGAAACCAAAAUAGGAAUGCUGUCUCGUUGAAAAAAAGUCUCUCCUUUUGAUUUUCAGCAUAACCAUUUCCAGUAUUAGAAGAUAUGUCUAUGCGUACGUAUGCUAGUUCUGGAGUGAAAAGAAAGAGCUUUUAUAGAAAAAGUGAACUCCAGAUGUUUUUGUUGAUUUCCGGCGGCCAUAUUGGUGCACCAAAACGGUACACCAGUAUGGCGUCUCCAUACAAAGCUUUACAAAAGUGCGCGAAACGUGUAACUCAGAAACUGUGGGCCACAAAGACCUGAGACUUGAACAAAUUGCUUAUAUAUUAGUCUUUUAUAACAUUUCAUUUUCUUGGCUUCUUCCACGUGACGGUUUCCAAUUUAUUUUUUUGUUGCGUGACAGUGAAAACGAUCCGUAUCUCUUUUAUUAACGCUCGCUACAAACGUUUUGCCCUCACGUCAAAAAUAAGUAAUUUUGUUAAAAAACCGAAAUAGAUGCCAUCAUGUAAGAGUAUUGCUGAAGAGGUUUUAUCUGAAUGGUCACAGCAUGAGGUUUGAUCGUUAGAUUUUCGUUGGUUGUUUUUUUUACUACCAAAAUUGGCAAAAUUGAAACAUGAACACUCAAAAUUGGAAGAAAAGUGCAAGAUUGUAAGAAUUAAAAACUGUGACCAGUUGCACAAAACCUACCUUUAGACUUUGGCAUGAAAUUGCACCCAAGCCCAGUGGUAGCGGGGGGGGGGGGGGUUGUUACUUCAUACAUGUUGUAAUAGGUUAAUGGGGACGUGCUGCUGGAUGGGGUCGCAUUUUCAUGACUUGACUGACCCUAAUGGGAUUGACUUUAAUGGGAUUGACUAUAACAGGGUUGACUGUAAUGGGAUUGACUAUGGAAUUGACUUUAAUGAUUUUAAUUGAGUUGUUAGAAUUGGUUCCCACAUUUUUGGGAUUGUGGGAUAAAAAUAUCUGCUAAGUAGGGAUUUAAAAAUGGGUAAAUUUGCAGUAAAAAGUUGGCUUUAUAAGGUAGAUGUAUAAUUUACAGAAAGUGACUAAGCUGGGAUUUCAAAAAAUAAUUACAUUUCCCUAAAAGUGGCUAAGAUGGGGUAUAUAAUCGGCCACAGAAUAGACUAUAAUGGGGUAGGAGUUCUUAGAGACCAGCGGCACAUACCCAGGAAAAUUUGACCCAGCAUGCAAAUUAACUAGCCCUUCCAACUCUUGAACUAAAUUUGUCAUUACAGCAAAGUGAAAUUAGUAAUGAUUUACCUAUUCCCUUACCAUGUAAGCUCUCAUCAACACUCAAUAUUCUUUACAAUUUUUUUGGUUUAGAUAACUGGGCACUGUUAUAUGCCCAGCGAAUGGCUCUUAAACAAGAAGUUCCUCUCUUUGUAUGCUUCUGUUUACCAAGCAAAUUCCUCAAUACCACCUACAGGCAGUACAGUUUUAUGAUCAAAGGUCUCCAAGAAGUUGAAAAGGUACAAUAUUAUAAAAUUGUUAUGUGUUGUGCAGUUGAAAUUUUUUUGAUUUGAAAAUUUUGAAGCCAGUUUCAGGGCUCAAAGAAAAAUCGAAUUCCAUCAUGUCCUUUGGGCAGGCAGUUCUCACAUUUUACUUGUCCUGGGCCACUCCUUGCUCAUCUUAGUUAAUGAUUUUGUUAGAGGAAAACUUGCCUGGCCCCUUAAACCUUUAAGCCCUAAGAGUGAUCAGCAUCAAAUUUCUCCCUGUAAUAUCAAUGAUUUGUAAAACAGAAUGGUCAUGAGAAUUACGGACGUGAUCUCACAAGAUGAAUUUGCUUGAUAGUUUAUGAACCUCUCCCCACUACUUCUGUAGGAAAUGAAUAGGGGCAGCUAACAAGAAUUCAAAUUUUGAUCUUCGGUUUUAAAGGGUUACCCCACUGGGCAACUUGCCCAGCGAGAAAUCUACUCCUCCGAGACUACAGGAUGAUAAUGUUUUCGUGCUCUGCAGUUGAUUUGAGUUUUCACACAUGUGAUCUCCUGCUUUGGUGACCAGUGCCCUAUAGAACUAACCCUACUGUGGUUAUUUAUUUCAGGAACUGACUACACUGAACAUUAAUUUCCAUUUGCUUCUUGGUGAACCAGACAAAGUGCUUCCUGAGUUUGUGAAGUCACAUAAUCUUGGUGGAUUAAUAGCUGAUUUUACACCACUGAGAAAACCAUUAAAGUGGCUGAAAGAUGUUACAGCAAAACUUCCAAAAAAAUUUCCCUGUUUGUCAGGUCAGCAACUUGAUGUCAUUUUUGCUAUUUUACUUUGUCUCAUUUCAAGUAUUCAUUUUCUUGUGAUUUACCUGUAGUGAAUGAACAAUGAAGAGGAAAGCAAGAGACGUUUCUAGCCUGACACAGACCAUCUCUGUUCUGUUUCUUAUUCAGUUAACUGACUUCACUUUGGUUUGAAGUAUUCCCUUUAAAUAACAAUUGCAUGCUUUUAAUGGCAGGCAAUUCUAAUACAUGUGACAGUGUACACGUAUGGUAAUAAAUUAUAUAAUAUUUGUGGUUUCAGUGUGGUAUCUGCUGCCAGGAUGCACUGCAAACAAUUGUACUUAAAGGAUUUAAAGAGGCGGCAUGAGUCAAAGAGAUGUAACCAACUAAAUUAACUAAAUCAUUUGUGAUUCCAUCUUUGUAGGUUGAUGGUCACAACAUUGUUCCAUGUUGGCAAGCUUCUCCAAAGUUAGAGUAUGGUGCGCGAACUAUUAGACCUAAAAUCCACAACCAGUUGAAAGGCUUUCUUACAGAAUUUCCACCAGUAAUUAAGCAUCCUCAUACUGCUUCAGACAAAACUAAAAAGGUGAAUAUUUUAAUUAAAUAUCCUUUAAUGAACUCUUUUGACUGGUGGAUGGUUUUGCAUCUCAGUUCUAGGCAGUUUUUCCAAACAGAAAACACUUCCGGAAAGUGAUGGGCAGAAUUUUGACACAGGGAAGCACUUGAAACUAAGGGUAAGGGGACCAAGAGAGAAGCCCUUCUUUGGGGAGACAAGAUCGAGUGGUACAGGGAGUAGCCUUCCUGGUCAAAAGUCCUGAUCAGUCUCUGGGGGGUGAGGCCCAUAUUCCCUUGUCACUAGGAACUAAAGGGAGCCAGGAGCGGGGGGCCAUCCCGGGUGAGAAAAGAUGAAAAUUGUGGUACCAGGGAUAGUCAUGAGGGUCAAGAGUCCUGAUCAGUCUCCAGGGUUGAGGCCCUCCUGAUCAAGCCUGAAUUUUUUAAGGUUCUUUUUCUACUGCUUUAGGUUGCUCAUCCUACUGUAAAGGUCAUGUUCACUUUCACAGUAUAGCACCAUAUGUACCGAAGGACUCCCAGCUCUCUUGCCAGGAAUUUUAGACAUCAAAAUAUACCGUAUUUAUUCGACUAUAAGCCGAGCGAUUUUUACACAAAUCAAAACUGAAUUGAAUUAAAAUUUGGGCUCUAGAGGGGUCUCGGCUUAUAGCCGAAAGUUUUUUGAAAAAAAAUUUUUUCCCGGCGCAUGGAAACUCUACUAAAUCGAGAUGUAUUUACGUAUAAGCCAAGCUAAAGUAAAGAAACACAAUAUGCAAUCGUUGGUUCCGAAAAUGUUAGGUUUUCCGUAGUUAACAAUUCAGUCUUGUAAUAAUGAAUGGGUCUCGCUUAUAGCCGGGUGUUUUCGAUUUAUUUUUGGUUCUCGUUAUGCCAAGUCUACACGUUCAAAGUUUGGGGUCUCGGCUUAUAGCCAAGAUCGGCUUAUAGUCGAAUAAAUACGGUAAUUUUUAUAGUGUAAACUGUGAUGAUGUUCAUUUUAUGACACUAUUAUUAAUAUUUAUUGUUUAAUAAACCAGACUGACUGGAAAGCAGUUGAUAAAUUCAUUGAAGUUGAUCGUGAUGUUAAGGAAGUGGACUGGGCUCAACCUGGGACCAAGGCAGGGCUGGAAAUGUUGGAAUCAUUCUGCAAUGAAAGACUGAAGUAUUUUGCUGAUGACAGAAACAAUCCAACAAAGAAAGCUUUGAGCGACUUAUCACCUUGGUUUCAUGCAGGUAUUGCUACUGUUUCAUAGUGGUAUUAGAGGAUUUAUCCUGUAAAUCCAGUUAAAAUCCCCCCUGACACCCCUGGAUGGCAAGAAUCCAACAACAAAAAUGUUUACAUGGUGUGUCACCUUGUUUUCAUGCAGGUAUUGCUAUUUUUUUAUAUUAAUAUUAGGAUUUAUAUCCUGCAUUGUGGCAAUAGCAUAUUCCAGGAAAAAGAAAACUCUCUUCCCCCACCCCAUCUCAGGAUGGCAAAGUUCUUUUUAUCCCCUCUCUCCUGGCCACACCCUUUUUAGCGGCCAGGCACCAGUCAGUCCCUUCUGACAAAUUGCGAGUAAAGUCAGUGUGGAGGGAAAAGCCUUAAGCGACUUUUGAAGGACUACUAAAUUCUCCUUCCAACUAGGCCAUUUUUGAGUUCCCCCGGGCCUCUGUAUCAAAAUGAGGUUAAGUGCUCAGCCUUUGAUAUAGAAAUGCUUUUUCAUUCUCAUGCAAAUAAAACUCAUUGUCACAAGAAAGGUUGUGCACUUGGCCUCAAUUUGAAAGUGAGGGUUUUUUGGAACUCAGAAGUGGUCUAGUGUGUUGCAUUUGCUUGUGAAACGUAAGGAGAAUUUAACAUAACAUUAAAAGUAACAAUGCCUUGUUCCAUGCGUCACUGUUAGAGUUAUAGGACCAAGACUUACUCCUGUUUUGGACAAGGACAAUGUCAGACUGUGUGACAUAAGGAGUUGGGCUUUUUAUCUUCUGCACCAUAAUUUGAUACAUUCAUGAUUUUUUAAUUAAUGGAAUGUGUAGUUUGUUGAUUUGAAUUAAUUGAAAACAAACAAACAAACAAACAAAAAACAAGCAUUUCUUUUAACUUCUUAAAGAUGCCAUGUUGCUGUUCAGGCCAGGCCUGAAGUUUUAAAACAGCAGUAGCAAAUGAAGAUUCACCCGUAACAUCUCUCAAAAAUUUAUAGUGCCACCAUUAGCUUUCCACUUUGAUCACCCGUGACAUCAAGUGAGCUCAGCCGUAACAGGUGUUAUGGGUUAUGGCCCUUAAUGACAGCUCUGCAGGCAUUACUUCACAGUACAAGACCCACUCCACAGAUGGGUGGGGCAGGAACUCUCCAUGAUAGCCUAUUAUGAGGAGGGUUUUCCUGAAAGGGGUACCUUUUUCAGCUUCCAACUUGUAUUUUCAUAGGUCAAAUGAGUGUUCAAAGAGCCAUUCUCCAAGUGCGAGAGUUCCGCAGCAGGGCUAAAGACUCUGUUGAAGCUUUUAUUGAAGAGGCUGUGAUAAGAAGAGAACUGGCAGACAACUUUUGCUUCUACAAUCAGGAAAACUACGACUCCAUUAGGGGUGCCUAUGAGUGGGCGCAGAAAAAACUUUACAAGAUCAUGCACAGGACAAGAGGGAAUAUCUUUGCACGAGAGAACAGCUGGAACAAGGCAGUAGCCAUGAUGACCUGUGGAACGCUGCCCAG
Messenger RNA from Porites lobata, 5825 nucleotides. NCBI's taxonomy places the organism in Eukaryota, Metazoa, Cnidaria, Anthozoa, Scleractinia, Poritidae. The record is from the annotation of a GenBank genome assembly.